AUGAUGAAAACAUCAAGUGUCCGACAGAAUUUCGCCAAAGAAUGUGAAGAUGCCAUCAAUAAACAAAUCAAUGUGGAACUACAGGCUGCUUAUGAUUAUAUGGCAUUCUUCACUUAUUUCGAUCGAGAUGAUGUGUCAUUUCCGAAAGCAGCUGAAUUCUUUCGAAAAGCUUCACAUGAAGAACGUGAACAUGCAGAGAAAUUGGCCAAAUAUCAGAACAAACGUGGUGGUCGAAUAGAAUUUAUGGAUUUAAGAGCAGUUCAGAAAAUUGAAUUAAAUGAUCUUGAAGAAGCAUUUGAAAUUGCUCUAAAUUCUGAAAAGUCGAUUUAUCAGUGCCUACUGGAAUUACAUAAUGUAGCUGAAGAACACAAUGAUCCAGGGUUAUGUGAAUUUAUUGAAUCUGAAUGCUUAGAAACUAAAGAACAAUUCAUUAAAAUAAUUGCUGAUUAUUUAACACAAAUUCAACGUGUUGGAAAACAACUUGGUGAAUAUUUAUUUGACCAAUUAACAUUGAAAGAAUAA
Schistosoma bovis is the source of this 522-nucleotide messenger RNA. NCBI's taxonomy places the organism in Eukaryota, Metazoa, Platyhelminthes, Trematoda, Strigeidida, Schistosomatidae. The record is from the annotation of a GenBank genome assembly.